This is a messenger RNA of Daldinia vernicosa, 2367 nucleotides long. Its product is annotated as Mob1/phocein. The record is from RefSeq and is a predicted model, not a curated record. The transcript has 2 exons. Bases 138 to 1685 code for a protein of 515 amino acids. NCBI's taxonomy places the organism in Eukaryota, Fungi, Ascomycota, Sordariomycetes, Xylariales, Hypoxylaceae. Gene Ontology annotation, cellular component: cytoplasm.
GCUGCUCAAAUCACACAACAACAGUUCACUUAGCGACAGAACAACGAAGCAAGGACACCAUUUGUUUACCCAAUCUGCCAAUAAACAAUUCGCACCUGGGGCAUUAGCCUCAAAUUAUCUACCUAGGUACUUUUAUCAUGUCUUUGGCGCAGGGCUCGCCUCGACUGCCCAGUCCACCACCUGCCGCCGAGAUUCAGCUCGGACCUAAAUCUCCAGGACUGGGUAGCACUGCAAGCCGUGAAGCACAACAGAUUGAGCGGACCAUGGCCGAAGCAAAUGCGAAGCGGCGCAUACAUCCAGGCACCAAGUCUGAGGAUAUGGCUGCUGGGCCGCCUCUUGUUCCACUUGGCGAGCUCGACUCGGCUUUUCAACUUCAAGAACAUCUCGCAGCACUUCACUACCACCAUACCGCCUCUAAUACGACACCCAUCACCCGAGCGGUUGCUUUGCAAUUAGCUACGCCGCCGCCAGGCAUCGAUAGGACGCUAUGGCUCUACGAGCUCUGCCGUUUCCUCAUCGCCCAAUGCAAUAGUUUGAUAGUGGGCUUUCUCUUUGAUACGCCACCAUGUUCAUCUAUAACGUGCCCCGAGAUGCGAGCCUCCGAAUGGCAAUUUCUAUGCGCCGUCCAUGACCAACCAAAGAGCUGCUGUGCUAUCGACUACUGUUGCCAUACCCUCGAUUGGGCUGCAAAUGUAGUUACCAACCCCAAGAUAUUUCCAAGCAGAUUUGUAGUGUUGCCGGAAGGGCAUGACAAGAGCUCGGCGCUGAAGAACCUUAUCAAUGUGUUCCGCCGGCUCCACAGAAUAUUCGCACAUGCGUGGUUCCAACAUAGAGGGGUAUUCUGGUCGGUCGAAGCUCAGACCGGCUUGUAUGUAUUCUUCAAGGCGGUCUGUGACAUGUACGACCUUCUUCCUUCCGAGAACUACAAGCUCCCGCCAGAAGCAGAGGGUCUGGAACCGGCUGAGAAGGAAGACAAGAAGCCCGUAGUAACUGCCAUUGCGAAGCCACCACAGCCGCCCCCGCCCCCGCCGCCUCAGCAGCAACAACACGAGAGCACCGAACAUGAGGAUGAUCGACAUGGUCUACACGCUCGUAGAAGUAAUACGGCUAGACAUUCGAGCAGGCCGUCAACCGGUAGUUCCGUGACGACUGUUAUUGAAGAACGAGAAGAUGAGCAGGACGUUGCAAACAAACUCAAGAAUAUGCACAUCUCAGGCCCCGAGAUAAUGGAAGAAGAGGAGUCAGGAGUCGAAGUACCUGUCAUUGUUGAAGGUGAAUUGCUAGAAAAUACUUCCAGCGUCCAGGAACCUGGAGUGCCUCAACAGUCUGAGCCCCAAGAGCAACAGGGUGACGUACAUUCCCAAGGUAUCCGGAUAGAAGUGCAAGAGGAUGUGCCAACAGAAUCAGAGAUAUCUGUGGAAAACGAGGCAGUGGAGGCUGAUGGAAGCAAAGAAGUACCCCUACCAGAACAUGAGCAGGUGGUUGAAAAUGAAACACCUGUUCCGAGCAUAGAAAAGCAGGAAGAUACGCCAGCUGAAGGAGAGCAGCAAGCCGAGUCAAGCGCUGCCGAGGAACCUACACCGGAGACGGAGUCUACCAAAGCAGAUGUGGAGAAAGAGGAGACGAAGGAGACGGAGGAGGCGAAGGAAGAAAAGUCAAGUUCAAAGAAUCUAGGCACGGACUAGAAUUUCGUGGCUGGCCUGGAGCGAUUUGAAGACAUUGAUCCGGUGGCCGUGGAGGCAGUCAUCCGUCGUGCCAGACGGGCGCUGGAGCGGCUCCGCCGCCGGUGGGAUCGCACCGACGAACCUGACGAUGAGGAUCUGAACGACGAGACAGACAUGAUUGUUGAACGAACAGACGCAAUCGUCGGCAAAUUACGGCAAGUUAGAGGCGCCGAUAAUGAAGAAUCGGAAAAUGUUGACGAUGACCAAGAUACGUUCUGAAUUAACGUUGGCUGCGGCACGAGCAUAGUUUCCGCGUCUUAGAGCUAUUGGGCCCGAGUCUAAGUUGAAGGUUGUACGUGUAUGAACAGUGUUUAUGCUUAUGGGUUAGGGGGCGAGGAUGGGAUGGAAGGGAUAAUCCUCCAGUGCAUAGUUAGGAUGAGGCCGGCGGACGGGUUAAUCAUGUGUAAAUGUGGUGCUACAAGCUGGUAAUCAGCUUCCUCUAGUAGCCCUACUCAUAAUGAUUAUGUCUUAUGCCCAGGGCUCUGAGCGACGUAGUGAUUCUAUUCCUGACACCGUUGACUUGGCUAUCUUGGAGCUUACGCUUCAUCGAGCAAGUCCCCCAUGUUGCAUCGCUUGGCUAUGUUGUCUAUAUUGUUGACUUCAACAUGUACAUUUUAAUAAUACCUAAUUUAUUCAUGCUGCA